CCAGUCCAAUGGAUCAGAUGGGCAAGAUGAGACCUCAGCCAUAUGGUGGGACUAACCCAUACUCGCAACCACAGGGACCUCCGGCAGGACCGCAGCAAGGACAUGGGUAUCCAGGGCAGCCAUAUGGGUCCCAGACCCCGCAGCGGUACCCGAUGGCCAUGCAGGGCCGGGCGCAGAGUACCAUGGGCGGCCUCUCUUAUGCACAGCAGAUUCCUCCUUAUGGACAGCAAGGCCCUAGCGGGUAUGGCCAACAGGGCCAGACUCCGUACUACAACCAGCAAAGUCCUCACCCCCAGCAGCAGCCACCCUACUCCCAGCAACCACCCUCCCAGACCCCUCAUGCUCAACCUUCAUAUCAGCAGCAGCAACAGUCUCAGCCACCACAGCUCUCAGCCUCGCAGCCUGCGUACUCCCAACAGCCUUCCCAGCCUCCACAUCAGCAGUCUCCAACUCCAUACCCUUCCCAGCAGUCCACAACACAGCAACACCCACAGAGCCAGCCCCCCUACUCGCAACCACAGGCACAGUCUCCCUACCAGCAGCAGCAACCUCAGCAGCCAGCCUCCUCGACGCUCUCCCAGCAGGCUGCGUACCCUCAGCCCCAGUCGCAGCAGUCACAGCAAACUGCCUACUCCCAGCAGCGCUUCCCUCCACCCCAGGAGUUAUCUCAAGAUUCAUUUGGGUCUCAGGCAUCCUCAGCCCCCUCAAUGACCUCCAGUAAGGGAGGGCAAGAAGAUAUGAACUUGAGCCUUCAGUCAAGACCCUCGAGCUUACCUGAUCUGUCUGGUUCAAUAGACGAUCUCCCCAUGGGGACAGAAGGAGCUCUGAGCCCUGGAGUGAGCACAUCAGGGAUUUCCAGCAGCCAAGGAGAGCAGAGUAAUCCAGCUCAGUCUCCUUUCUCUCCUCAUACCUCCCCUCACCUGCCUGGCAUCCGAGGCCCCUCCCCGUCCCCUGUUGGCUCUCCCGCCAGUGUUGCUCAGUCUCGCUCAGGACCACUCUCGCCUGCUGCAGUGCCAGGUAACCAGAUGCCACCUCGGCCGCCCAGUGGCCAGUCAGACAGCAUCAUGCAUCCUUCCAUGAACCAAUCAAGCAUUGCCCAAGAUAGAGGUUACAUGCAGAGGAACCCCCAGAUGCCCCAGUACAGUUCCCCUCAGCCCGGCUCAGCCUUAUCUCCUCGUCAGCCUUCUGGAGGACAGAUGCACACAGGCAUGGGCUCUUACCAGCAGAACUCCAUGGGGAGCUAUGGUCCCCAGGGGGCUCAGUAUGGCCCACAAGGAGGCUACCCAAGGCAGCCAAAUUAUAAUGCUUUGCCCAAUGCCAACUACCCCAGUGCUGGCAUGGCUGGAAGCAUGAACCCUAUGGGUGCUGGAGGUCAAAUGCAUGGGCAGCCUGGCAUCCCACCUUACGGCACCCUCCCUCCGGGGAGAAUGAGUCAUGCUUCCAUGGGCAACCGGCCUUAUGGCCCCAAUAUGGCCAAUAUGCCACCUCAGGUUGGGUCAGGGAUGUGCCCCCCACCAGGGGGCAUGAAUCGAAAAACUCAAGAAACUGCUGUUGCCAUGCAUGUUGCUGCCAACUCUAUCCAAAACAGGCCUCCAGGCUACCCCAAUGUGAAUCAGGGGGGUAUGAUGGGAACUGGAACUCCUUAUGGACAAGGGAUUAAUAGUAUGGCUGGCAUGAUCAACCCUCAGGGACCGCCAUAUCCCAUGGGUGGGACCAUGACCAACAAUUCAGCAGGGAUGGCAACCAGUCCAGAGAUGAUGGGCCUUGGCGACGUAAAGUUAACUCCAGCCACCAAAAUGAACAACAAGGCAGAUGGGACGCCCAAGACAGAGUCCAAAUCCAAGAAAUCCAGUUCCUCUACUACAACCAAUGAGAAGAUCACCAAGUUGUAUGAGCUGGGUGGUGAGCCCGAGAGGAAGAUGUGGGUGGACCGUUACCUGGCCUUCACAGAAGAGAAGGCCAUGGGCAUGACAAAUCUGCCUGCUGUGGGCAGGAAGCCUCUGGACCUCUAUCGCCUCUAUGUGUCUGUGAAGGAGAUUGGUGGAUUGACUCAGGUCAACAAGAACAAAAAAUGGCGGGAACUUGCAACCAACCUCAAUGUAGGCACCUCAAGCAGUGCUGCCAGCUCCUUGAAAAAGCAGUAUAUCCAGUGUCUCUAUGCCUUUGAGUGCAAGAUUGAGCGGGGAGAAGAUCCUCCCCCAGACAUCUUUGCAGCUGCUGAUUCCAAGAAGUCUCAGCCCAAGAUCCAGCCUCCCUCUCCUGCGGGGUCGGGGUCUAUGCAGGGGCCACAGACUCCUCAGUCCACCAGCAGUUCGAUGGCAGAAGGAGGUGACCUGAAGCCACCAACUCCAGCAUCCACACCGCACAGCCAGAUCCCUCCCUUGCCGGGCAUGAGGAGUAAUUCAGUCGGGAUCCAGGAUGCCUUUCCUGAUGGAAGUGACCCCACAUUCCAGAAGCGGAAUUCCAUGACUCCAAACCCUGGGUACCAACCCAGUAUGAAUACCUCUGACAUGAUGGGACGCAUGUCCUACGAGCCAAAUAAGGAUCCUUAUGGCAGCAUGAGGAAAGCUCCAGGGAGUGACCCCUUCAUGUCCUCGGGGCAGGGCCCCAAUGGUGGAAUGGGGGACCCUUACAGCCGUGCUGCUGGCCCUGGACUGGGGAAUGUGGCCAUGGGACCACGACAGCACUACCCAUACGGAGGUCCUUAUGACCGAGUGAGGACGGAACCUGGGAUAGGACCUGAGGGAAACAUGGGCACUGGGGCCCCACAACCAAAUCUCAUGCCUUCCAACCCAGAUUCGGGGAUGUAUUCUCCUAGUCGCUAUCCCCCACAGCAGCAGCAGCAACAGCAACAGCAGCAGCAGCAGCAGCAACGACAUGAUUCCUAUGGCAAUCAGUUCUCCAGCCAAGGCACCCCUUCUGGUAGCCCCUUCCCCAGCCAACAGACCACAAUGUAUCAGCAGCAGCAGCAGAAUUAUAAGCGACCGAUGGAUGGCACAUAUGGCCCUCCUGCCAAACGGCACGAAGGAGAGAUGUACAGUGUGCCCUACAGCACAGGGCAGGGUCAGCCGCAGCAACAGCAGUUGCCCCCAGCGCAGCCCCAGCCUGCCAGCCAGCAACAAACUGCUCAGCCUUCCCCUCAGCAGGAUGUGUACAACCAGUAUGGCAAUGCCUAUCCUGCCGCUGCUGCCGCUGCUACAGAGCGCCGACCAGCAGGCGGCCCCCAGAACCAAUUUCCAUUCCAAUUUGGCCGAGACCGUGUCUCUGCACCCCCUGGCUCCAAUGCCCAGCAGAACAUGCCACCACAAAUGAUGGGUGGCCCCAUACAGGCAUCAUCUGAGGUUGCUCAGCAAGGCACCAUGUGGCAGGGGCGCAAUGACAUGACCUACAAUUAUGCCAACAGGCAGAGCUCAGCCUCUGCCCCCCAGGGUCCCGCCUAUCAUGGUGUAAACCGAACAGAUGAAAUGCUGCACACGGAUCAGAGGGCCAAUCAUGAAGGUCCAUGGCCCUCCCAUGGCACACGCCAGCCUCCAUAUGGUCCCUCUGCCCCCGUGCCUCCUAUGACAAGACCCCCUCCAUCUAACUACCAGCCCCCACCAAGCAUGCAGAAUCACAUUCCUCAGGUAUCCAGCCCUGCUCCCUUGCCUCGGCCAAUGGAGAACCGCACCUCUCCUAGUAAGUCUCCGUUCCUGCACUCUGGGAUGAAAAUGCAGAAGGCAGGCCCACCAGUACCUGCUUCGCACAUAGCGCCUGCCCCUGUGCAGCCCCCCAUGAUUCGGCGGGAUAUUACCUUCCCACCUGGCUCUGUCGAAGCCACACAGCCUGUGUUGAAGCAGAGGAGGAGGCUCACAAUGAAAGACAUUGGAACUCCGGAGGCAUGGCGGGUAAUGAUGUCACUCAAGUCUGGGCUGCUGGCAGAGAGCACGUGGGCAUUAGAUACCAUUAACAUCCUGCUGUAUGAUGAUAAUAGCAUCAUGACCUUCAACCUCAGUCAGCUCCCAGGGUUGUUGGAGCUCCUUGUGGAAUAUUUCCGACGUUGCCUGAUCGAGAUCUUUGGCAUUUUAAAGGAGUAUGAGGUGGGUGACCCAGGACAGAGAACAUUACUAGACCCUGGGAGAUUCAAUAAGGCCUCUAGUCCAGCGCCUGUGGAAGGGGAGGAGGAAGAAGACCUCUUGGGUCCUAAACUGGAGGAGGAAGAAGAGGAGGAGGUAGUUGAAAAUGAUGAGGAGAUGGCCUUUUCAGGCAAGGACAAGCCCCCCUCAGAGAACAGCGAGGAGAAGCUGAUCAGUAAGUUUGACAAGCUGCCAGUGAAGGUCGUGCAGAAGAACGACCUGUUUGUGGUGGACUGCUCAGAUAAGCUUGGGCGCGUGCAGGAGUUUGACAGUGGCCUGCUACACUGGCGGAUUGGUGGGGGGGACACCACUGAACAUAUUCAGACCCACUUUGAAAGCAAGACAGAGCUGCUGCCUACCCGGCCUCAUGUGCCCUGCCCUCCAGCCCCCCAGAAACAUGUCACAGCAUCAGAGGGUAUGCCAGGGACAACAGAGCAGGAGGGUCCCCCGCCUGAUGGCCCUCCAGAAAAGCGGAUCACAGCCACAAUGGAUGAUAUGUUGUCCACUCGGUCGAGCACAUUGGCCGAGGAGGGGUCCAAGAGUGCGGAGGCCUCCAAGGAGAGCAGCAAGUUCCCAUUUGGCAUCAACCCAGCACAGAGCCACCGGAACAUCAAAAUUCUAGAGGACGAACCCCACAGUAAAGAUGAGACCCCACUGUGCACCCUUCUGGACUGGCAGGAUUCCCUGGCCAAGCGCUGCGUCUGUGUGUCCAACACCAUCCGAAGCCUGUCAUUUGUGCCAGGCAACGACUUUGAGAUGUCCAAGCACCCGGGGCUGCUGCUGAUCCUGGGCAAGCUGAUCCUGCUGCACCACAAGCACCCGGAACGGAAGCAGGCACCGUUAACUUACGAGAAGGAGGAGGAGCAGGACCAAGGGGUGAGCUGCAACAAGGUGGAGUGGUGGUGGGACUGCUUGGAGAUGCUCCGGGAAAACACCUUGGUCACCCUCGCCAACAUUUCGGGCCAGUUGGACCUCUCCCCGUACCCCGAGAGCAUCUGUCUGCCUGUCCUGGAUGGACUUCUACACUGGGCGGUCUGCCCCUCAGCUGAAGCCCAGGACCCCUUCUCUACCUUGGGCCCCAACGCCGUCCUCUCCCCCCAGAGACUGGUCUUGGAAGCUCUCAGCAAACUCAGCAUCCAGGACAACAAUGUGGACCUGAUUCUGGCCACACCCCCCUUCAGCCGACUGGAGAAGUUGUAUAGCACCAUGGUGCGCUUCCUUAGUGACCGAAAGAACCCGGUAUGCCGGGAGAUGGCUGUGGUACUGCUGGCUAACCUGGCGCAGGGCGACAGUCUGGCAGCCCGCGCCAUCGCCGUACAGAAGGGCAGCAUCGGCAACCUCCUGGGCUUCCUAGAGGACAGUCUUGCUGCCACGCAGUUCCAGCAAAGCCAGGCCAGUCUCCUCCACAUGCAGAACCCGCCUUUUGAGCCAACCAGUGUGGACAUGAUGCGGCGGGCGGCCCGCGCGUUGCUUGCCCUGGCCAAGGUGGACGAGAACCAUUCAGAGUUCACUCUGUACGAGUCGCGGCUGUUGGACAUCUCGGUAUCGCCGUUGAUGAACUCCUUGGUUUCACAAGUCAUUUGUGAUGUACUGUUUUUGAUUGGCCAGUCAUGACAGCCGUGGGACACCUCCCCCCCGUGUGUGUGUGCGUGUGUGGAGAACUUAGAAACUGACUGUUGCCCUUUAUUUAUGCAAAACCACCUCAGAAUCAAGUUUACCCUGUGCUGUCCAGCUUCUCCCUUGGGAAAAAACGUCUCUCCUGUUGCUCUUCCCUCCCUCUCCUCCCACCCCUUUCUGUUCCCUGUCCACACCUUACUCCCCUCAGGUCCCCACCCUAUUUGAAAAGACAAAGCUCUGCCUACAUAGAAGACUUUUUUAUUUUAACCAAAGUUACUGUUGUUUACAGUGAGUUUGGGGAAAAAAAUAAAUAAAAUAAAAUAAAAUAAAAAUGGCUUCCCGGUCCUUGCAUCAACGGGACGCCACAUUUCAUAACUGUUUUUAAUGGUUAAAAAAAAAAAGAAAAGAAAAAAAUACAAAAAAAUAACCCUCUGAAGGACAACAAAGGUGACUGCUGAACUGUGUGUGGUUUAUUGUUGUACAUUCACAAUCUCGCAGGAGCCGAGACGUGAGCAGUGUGGACAGACCCUGUUCACUGGAGAGGCCUGUGCAGUAGAGUGUAGAUCCUUUCAUGUACUGUACUGUACACCUGAUACUGUAAACAUACUGUAAUAAUCAUGUCUCACAUGGAAAAAAGAGAAAACGCUGGGUCAGCAGCAAGCUGUAGUUUUUAAAAAUGUUUUUAGUUAAACAUUGAGGAGAAAAAAAAAAAAGGCUUUUCCCCCAAAGUAUCAUGUGUGAACCUACAACACCCUGACCUCUUUCUCUUCCUCCUUGAUUGUAUGAAUAACCCUGAGAUCACCUCUUAGAACUGGUUUUAACCUUUAGCUGCAGCGCUGUGCUGCCACAUGUGUGUAUAUAUGACGUUGUACAUUGCACAUACCCUCUGGAUCUCCACAGUUUGGUCCCCCUCCCAGCCACCCCUUUAUAGUAUGACGAGUUAACAAGUUGGUGACCUGCACAAAGCGAGACACAGCUAUUUAAUCUCUUGCCAGACAUCGCUCCCUCGGUGCGAUGCUGUACAGGUCUCUCUCUUUAAAAAAAAAAAAAGAAAAAAAAUUCCUUGCUGUCUCAGCAGCCAAUCAACUUAUAGUUUAUUUUUUUCUGGGUUUUUGUUUUGUUUUGUUUUCUUUCUAAUCGAGGUGUGAAAAAGUUCUAGGUUCAGUUAAAGUUCCUGAUGAAGAAACACAAUUGAGAUUUUUUCAGUGAUAAAAUCUGCAUAUUUGUAUUUCAAACAAUGUAGCUAAAACUUGAUGUAAAUUCCUCCUUUUUUUCCUUUUUUGGCUUAAUGAAUAUCAUUUAUUCAGUAUGAAAUCUUUAUACUAUAUGUUCCACGUGUUAAGAAUAAAUGUACAUUAAAUCUUGGUAA
Echinops telfairi (small Madagascar hedgehog) is the source of this 7098-nucleotide messenger RNA. It is a transcript of the gene ARID1A, whose product is annotated as AT-rich interaction domain 1A. The coding region runs from base 9 to 5726 and encodes 1905 amino acids. Gene Ontology annotation, biological process: regulation of transcription by RNA polymerase II; positive regulation of DNA-templated transcription; chromatin remodeling. Gene Ontology annotation, cellular component: brahma complex; nBAF complex; SWI/SNF complex. The transcript is spliced from 19 exons. The record is from RefSeq and is a predicted model, not a curated record. Gene Ontology annotation, molecular function: nucleosome binding; DNA binding. Lineage: Eukaryota; Metazoa; Chordata; Mammalia; Afrosoricida; Tenrecidae.